This is a messenger RNA of Mya arenaria, 3240 nucleotides long. RefSeq lists its product as uncharacterized. The record is from RefSeq and is a predicted model, not a curated record. The coding region runs from base 170 to 2938 and encodes 922 amino acids. The transcript has 5 exons. Lineage: Eukaryota; Metazoa; Mollusca; Bivalvia; Myida; Myidae.
AUUUAUAGUAACAUAGGAAAAUCCAAGUUACUUUCUAUAAAAGCGAUCGCAACCCGCUAUUCGGACUUUUUCUCCAUGCAAAUUGGUUGGAUACAUAACUAAAUUCUACAAAAUUGUGAAGGUUAAACGUCUAUUCUACCCAUUUCAAGACUCUGAGGAAGAUAUUACCAUGGGUGUUAAGGCAAAUCCACUACCUGACGAGGAUGACACUAAGAAUGUACAUAUCAACGAUCUAAGCGAGGAUGACUCAAGUGGGAGUUCGGAAUCGGAAUCAGAAAAUGAGGCUGGUGUAUGUAAAGAAUCCAGCAAGGAAGCUGGAGAUGUUACCCGAGGUGUGCCAUCUUCAUUUGUUCCUAUCGAGGACGAUAGAAUGUCGGCUAUGUCGGCUGAUCAGUUAGCAUCUACACACAGUACAACACACGGUAACGCGAAGACAUUCAAGAGCCACAGGGCUGAAACGCGAUCAGCGGAAGAGACUUGCAAUCAAAAUCAGGGGUUAUCUUCUGCGAAAGACAAUACACCUAGUGACCGAAACAGCGGUGUUGACAAAGACACGUUACGUCAGUGGAUAAAAUCUACUGUUAAAAAUGUUUUACAAAGUAAAAAACCUAAGCAAUGGAAAAGCAUUGACGGUGUUAUAGUAUUUAAUCAAAGAGAUUAUGAACAUGUAUUGCAGUUUAAGAGGUUUAUUGAAGAUGUUAUGAGAACGGAACAUGAACAUAUAAGGAUAGAAUUAUUUGAAAGUCAAAAAUUUAUUCAAUCUAAAGUUCGAAAUGUGGAAGAUAUUAUUUCAAAAUGUUGUGUAAUAUUCGUGUUUUUGACUGAUAAUACAAAUACGCCUGAUAUUAAUUUCUUUUGUGAAGAGGCUAUUGGACGACUUCGUCUUGAUCCAUGUAACCAGAGUGAAAUUGCUUCCGCAUUUGCCUUAGAUACACCUUCAAGGUGUUUACUUCAACCAGUUCAUACAAAGCCAAAGCAUUUACGAACUUAUUCAACACCACCGGGGCUAUUCUCUAUUAAUGCAGUUGACUGGUUUGACAUAACGUCUUCGUUUACACGUGAUAAAAUAAUACAACUUAUGAAAAGUGCAAAGAAGCUUAGAAAACGCCAUGAAACUGAAGUUAACACUAAUCGGGAAUUCCAGCACAUUUAUCGUGAACAACAAACAUCUACAAUUCCAGCAUCAAGUCACACUCGUAACUUUAAUGGUACAACUGAACAUGUACAAACUGUGCCGUUUACUUCAGUGCCGGCACCACCAACUCGUCAAUUCCCACCAUACCAAGGAAAUCAUCAUGUUCAAUUAGAUACACAAGACACCUUUAAAACAAAGCAGGAUGAAGAAAUGAUAAGACAAUCGAGGAUGCUCUUGCAUGAGAAUGACGAUCAUUUGUAUAGACACAAUAUACCUCUAAAUCAUAAUAACGGCAAUGUUUCCCAUUCACCUUUUUCGGUUAACCAGACAAGUACAGGUGGACAUCAACAUGGGCAUUAUUAUGAGGCAAUGCCAUCUAACACAUUUCACAUGGUACCGAAUUUGACCAGAACCACGCCAAAUAAUAAUGUCAAUAGUUAUGAUUAUGCUAGAAGAGAUACUCAGUAUGUUCUACAUGAACAAAACCUAACACCGGCCGCAAACGGUAGAGUUAACCAACAGGCUUUUGCAGAACCGACGUUAAAUACGAUGCAAAGUGCGACAAAUGGUCAGCAUCUAGGUGCAUACGGUAAUCGUGCGUACCCAACAGACUAUUCACACCAUCAUGGAUAUCAUCGAAACGGAGCUAAUUUCUACCACAAUCUACCUCCCCAUCAUCACCAGCCUCACUACAGUUUAACCAGCCAUGAAUGUGAAACAAGCAUUCCCCAUGCAAGCCGUCAGCACCAGCCUCAAAACAGUGUAUCCAGACAUGACGGUGAUACAAAUGAAAUCCAUUCUAGUCGCCAACACCAGCCUCAAUACAGUGUAACUAGUCAUGACGGUGUCACUAGCAAUCCCCAAUCCAGCCGCCAACACUCAUUUCUACAUGAAGACACUCAUAAUACACCUUUGAACUCCGAGCUGACGGUUGUGUCAAAGGUCACAGGAAAAUUAAUCAUAAACCCAGAGCUUUCAACAGAUGAUGUUGAAAUAGACACAGAGCACUCUUCACGGUCGAAUCAUACAGCAGCAAUUGACACUCUCCAUAAAUACAAUAGCGAGGACAAAUUUGCUGCAACUAAAGAUGACGAGUACCUUACAGAGGACCAAACAUCAGAGUCAUCUACCUGUGAGUCUGACAGCGGUGACGUGGGCGAGUCUGACAGCGAUGACGAGGGCGAGUCUGACAGCGAUGACGAGGGUUUUGCUAAAUUCUUUGUGAACCACCCUCAUGGCGGUAAAACUGUCAAUAUUGUUGGCAGUUCUAUAGUGCAGAUAGGCAGCAAUAACAGUGUAUCUAGCACCACCAUUGGCGAACGGAAAAGUGGCUUGAAAGGUAAAUAUCAAGAAAAUUCAUCGAUGAAAACAAAUGGUAAUAGAAAGACAAAUUGGGACGAGAAAUUCAACAUUAUAGAUGGUGAGGUAUCUAAUAGACCAACGACGCCUAAUAAAGAAAACGAUGUCUCUAACAGCCAUAUUGAUCGUGGAAAGGAAUCGGAAAACGAUGUCUCUAACAGCUAUAAAUAUCGUCGAAAGGAUUCGGAAAACAACUAUCUAGACGAUGAAAACACAACAAAUGCAAGAUCAAGAUUUACAUCAAACAUACAUGUCGAUGAUUUUAUUUCUGAUUCUGAAUUAUUUUCUGAUGGUUCUUCAAUAUCCGAACGAACAUUUUCAUUUAAUCAGAUAAAAAAUACAAAGAUGAAAAGUGAUUGUUUAAUACAGGGUUUUUUACGAGGACCAUUUUCUAAAAUUAAACUUAGUCUUUGUCAGUCAAAUUCUAAUUCCGAAGUAGAUUAAUGUUAUAAACUUAAGUCUUAAUUAUUUAGCACCGAUAAUCCGAGUAUCGUUAUAAUCUGAAAUUGGUUUUAAUUAUAACCAAUAAAUAAUCUCAAGAUUUUGUAGAUGACGGCUCAACGGGUAACCACAACUGACUGCUAUAAGCCAGUCUAUACAAUCAAUAACCAUUAGUAUAUAUAUUUGAGUGAUUAUUUUUUUCUCAAUUAUUAAAGUUUAAUAAAAUAUUACAAAAAAUAUGUUGGUUUAAUCACUUUGAAUCUGUGUUGUGAAAAAUAAAGAAAAUAAACUCAAUGGAAAUAAUU